AUGGGACGUGAAAUAGUUACAUUACAAAUUGGAAACGAUUCCAAUAAUGUCGGUACAGAAUUAUGGAACCAACUAGAUGUUGAGCAUACCCAUGAUAAUACGUUAAUCGAUUAUAAUACAUAUUAUACAUUUAAUAAGAAAACAAAUGUUCCAUCACCUCGUGUAUUAAUAAUUGAUUAUCGAAAUACAUUUGGAACUUUAUUCAAUGAAAAAGAACCUAAUGUAAAAUCACCCGAAAAUACUUCAUCAAUUGAAAUAGUAAAUCGUGAGAUUGAUGAUAAUUUUUGGUCGAAAAAUUUAAAAACAAAAGCGAAAUUUAAUAGAAAAUCGUUAAUACCAUUGAUUGACUAUUGGUAUUAUUCAUCAAAUCAUAAUGAAGAAAAUCAAUUUGAUAUCUAUCCAAUCGGGCAACAAAUCUAUAAGAAAAUGUUCGAUCAAAUCGAACAUUCUCUACACUAUUUAUUAGAAUCGUGUGAUUCACUACAAAGUUUCCGUUGUUUAUACGAUGUUAAUGAUAGUUUUUCCGGUUUAUUUACUUCAAUGCAGGAUUAUUUGGUUGAUGAAUGUCCUAAGAAACCCAUCUGGUCAUUUGGUAUCGGCGAUAGACCUUCAUCAUUAAAUUUAUCCAUGUCAGUAGUGCAUUCAUUGGUUGAAAAUCAAAUGCCGACAAUUCCAUGCCUUAGUAGUAAUAAGGAUAAAUCUAAAUUAUCCUUAUCAAUUCAACAUUCAUUGUUACACUCAAAUGUAACACUUGAUUUACUGGCUGAUCGUUUAUGUCCGAUGAAGAAACAUUUCUUAAAACUAUUUUCAAAAAUCCCAUUAGAUUUACAUGAUAAAACGUUGCAUAAUUAUUUGGAUUUCAAUGAUAUAUUUCGACUAGAAAAACCACUUGCGUGCCAUUAUUUUAUUCGUGGAAUUGAACAAAAACAAUUAUAUAAUCAAGAUGUGUAUAAUUUUAAUAUUCAAACAUCGGCUGAAUUAAUAGCGACUUAUUUACGAGAACAAUAUGGCACAAAAAUGUUUUUGUCAACUGAUUCUUGGAUUGAAAAAUAUGAUCAUAUGUCAUUUAUAACAGGCUUGUUUAAUGAUGAUAGCUAUUCGUUGAAAUUUUUCGAGAAUUUAAAAGAUGAUCUGAAAAAAAUUAACUAUAAAACUGUAUCAAAACGUUGGGAGGAAAAUGAGUUCGAUGAGCAAAUGUUUGAACAAUUAAUGAAUAAUUUAAAUACUCUGCAUGAACAGUAUCAAUAA
Rotaria socialis is the source of this 1248-nucleotide messenger RNA. NCBI's taxonomy places the organism in Eukaryota, Metazoa, Rotifera, Eurotatoria, Philodinida, Philodinidae. The record is from the annotation of a GenBank genome assembly.